UGCUUGAAACUUUUCCUUUAAAAUGAAAAAGAGCAGCCAGUUGAAUUCAAACUUUCAAAGCAAACAUGACUUUUUUUUGUCUUCGUCAUUGAGUUGUGUAACGUGUCGAUGUUCGCAGUUGACGAUUUUUUUUUCGACGACCUCGCGUGUUGUGUUGUGUGCGACUUGUAAACUAGAGAGACGCCGGGUCACUUUUUUUUUUUUUUAGCUGACAUUCAGCUGAAUAGGCGAAAGCGCCAGAGAGCGCGUGUGUGAAUAGACGCAUUGUGGGGCUGCCGCCUGCCUGUCUGGUUUAGUGUGUAUGUCAGUGUGUGUGUGUGUGGCCUCGGCAUGCUUUUCUCUUCCGUGUCGUUUGUGCCACACGCACUCCCCAUCAUCGCUGCCUGCUGGCUGACACGCUGCGUGGACGGGCAGGAGGACGUUACCGGCGACAGCGAGCUGCCCGCUUGUCUACACUCGCCGCUCGCUUUCGGCUGUUCACGGCGGUGACCGUCAAACAACAACAACAACAACGGAAAGUCCUCGCCAUGCCCCAGACUGGCAAAUCGAGAAACGCCCCGCCGGUGUCGGACUCCCCGCGGCCCCAAAUGGGGGCCUCGGCUGGGGAUCCAGAAGGACUCCGAGAUGACGAGGGGGACACCGGACAGGACAACCAAGGAGACGAGGACAUCAUCAAAUCUCCAAAUGAUCCCAAACAGUACAGGUACAUUGUGCUGGCCAACGGGCUGCGCGCUCUGCUCAUCUCGGACUACAGCAGCCCGGCCGUGUCCAAAGACAACGAGGAAGAGGAGGAGGAGGAAGAAGAAGAAGGUGGCGAAGAGGAGGAAGAUGACUCGAGCGAAGAAACGAUGGCGGAGUCGGAUGAGGGUGGCGACAAAGAUGAUGACCGGGAGGGGAGGAAGAAGAGAGGAAAUGCAGAGAAGCAGCGUGUACACGCACGUGCGUGCGUGCAUGUGUGUGUGUGUCAGUCUGCAGCCGCCUUGUGUAUCGGAGUGGGCAGCUUCAGUGACCCCAGCGACCUCCCCGGCCUUGCCCACUUUCUGGAACACAUGGUUUUCAUGGGCAGUGAGAAGUACCCCUCGGAAAACGGCUUUGAUGCCUUCCUCAAGAAGCACGGCGGCAGCGACAACGCCUCCACCGAUUGCGAGAGGACCGUCUUCCAGUUUGACGUGCAGAGGAAAAGCUUCAAAGAGGCACUCGACAGGUGGGCUCAGUUCUUCAUCUGCCCCCUGAUGAUCCGAGAGGCUAUCGACAGGGAAGUGGAGGCCGUCGACAGCGAAUACCAGCUGGCCAAACCGUCUGAUUCGCACAGGAAGGAGAUGCUGUUUGGCAGUUUGGCCAAACCGGGACACCCCAUGGGCAAAUUCUGCUGGGGGAACGCGCAGACUCUGAAGCAAGAGCCCAAGAAGAAGAAGAUCAGCGUCUACAACCGACUACGCGCCUUCUGGGAAAGACACUACUCUGCACAUUACAUGACCCUGGCUGUCCAGUCCAGAGAGAAGCUGGACACCCUGGAGAUGUGGGUGCGCGAGAUCUUCAGCCAGGUGCCCAACAACGGCCUUGCCAAGCCAGACUUCUCCAACAUGCUGGAUCCCUUUGACACGCCAUCUUUUAACAAACUAUACAGAGUCAUCCCCGUUCGGAAGGUGCAUGCCUUAAAUAUCACUUGGGCGCUCCCCCCUCAAGAAAAGCACUACAGAGUGAAGCCUCUUCACUACAUAUCGUGGCUGAUUGGCCACGAAGGCCCAGGAAGCAUCCUCUCAACGCUCAGGAGGAAGUGCUGGGCUGUCAAUCUGUUCGGAGGUAACAGCGAAAGCGGCUUUGAUCAAAACACCACCUACUCCAUUUUCUCCAUCUCCAUCACGCUCACCGACGAAGGUUUCCAGAACUUCUACCAGGUGACCCACCUGGUGUUCCAGUACCUCAAGAUGCUGCAGAUCCUCGGACCGCAGAAAAGGAUAUACGAAGAGAUUCAGAAGAUCGAGGCCAACGAAUUUCGCUAUCAGGAGGAGAGCGACCCUAUCGAACACGUGGAGGACAUCUGUGAGAACAUGCAGCUCUUCCCCAAGGAAGACUUGCUGACGGGAGACCAGCUGAUGUUUGACUUCAGUCGCGAGGUGAUUGGUGCAGCGCUGUCCCUGCUCACCCCCGAGAAAGCCAACCUGAUGCUGUUGUCGCCAGAACACGAGGGCCGUUGUCCCCUCAGGGAGAAGUGGUUUGGAACACACUACAGCGUGGAGGACAUCCAACCGGAGUGGAUGGAGCGUUGGACAGGAAAUUUGGAGCUGAGUCGCCAGCUUUUCCUUCCUGCGGAGAACAGGUUCAUCGCCUCCAACUUCACCCUCAAGCCUUCGGACUGCGCCGACGCCGAGUUUCCAGUGCGCAUCGCCAGCAGUGACACAGGCUGCCUGUGGUACAAGAAGGAUAACAAAUUCAAAACUUUCAAAGCCUACAUCAGAUUUCACCUCAUCUCACCUGUAAUCCAGCAGUCUGCUCAGAACGUGGUGCUGUUCGACCUGCUGGUCAACAUCCUGGGCCACAAUCUGGCCGAGCCCGCUUAUGAAGCCGAGGUGGCCCAGCUGGAGUAUAAACUGGUGGCGGGCGAGCACGGCCUGGUGAUCAAGGUCAAAGGAUUUGACGACAAAUUGCCUCUUCUCUUCCGCCUGAUCAUUGACCACCUGGCUAACUUCAAGGCCCCUCCAGACGUCUUCAGCAUGUUCUCGGAGCAGCUGAAGAAAACCUACUUCAACAUCCUCAUCAAGCCCGCCAAGCUGAACAAGGACGUGCGGUUGUUGAUCUUGGAGCACGGGCGCUGGUCCAUGGUGGACAAGUACCAGGCGCUCGUGGCCGGCCUCACCAGUGACCAGCUGACGGACUUCAGCCGAAGGCUCAAGGCCGAGCUGUACGCCGAGGGCCUGGUGCAGGGCAACUUCAGCCGUGACGAGUCGCGAGGCUUCCUGCAGUACGUGACAGACAAGCUGCAGUUCUCCAAGCUGCCAGUGGAGGUGCCAGUGAUGUUCCGAGUGGUGGAACUGCCGAGGCAGCACCACAUCUGCAAAGUCAAGUCUCUGAACAAGAGAGACGCCAACUCUGAGGUCACAGUCUACUACCAGUCUGGAUCCAAAGACUUGAGGGAGCACACACUGAUGGAACUCUUCGUGAUGCUUAUGGAGGAGCCUUGUUUCGACUUCCUUCGCACCAAAGAGACACUGGGGUACCAUGUCUACCCAGCCUGCAGAAACACUUCGGGCGUUCUGGGUUUCUCCAUCACAGUGCAAACGCAGGCCUCCAAGUUCAAUACAGAGGUGGCCGAGUUAAAAAUUGAAGAGUUCCUCGCUUCAUUUGGUGAGACCCUCGGCACGCUGACUGAUGAGGCCUUCGACGCUCAGGUGAGCACUCUGAUGAAGCUGAAGGAGUGUGAGGACACACACCUGGGCGAGGAGGUGGACAGAAACUGGACGGAAGUGGUCACAAAGCAAUACAUGUUUGACCGACUCAACAGAGAGGUUAAGGCCUUGAAGCAGAUAAACCGCGGCGAUCUGCUGUCCUGGUACCACCACCAUCGAGGACCUUACAGCCGCAAACUCAGUGUACAUGUGGUGGGUUUCGGCGUUGAGGAGGGCGACAAGCUCAACGAUGAUGAGGCGGCGGGACUCCCCGCCCAGGGUGAGGGCUCCGGCAGCUCGGCUUACGGCGAGGUGUCCAGGCUCACCUUCCUGGCGCCCUCACCCAAGAUGGCGGGCGCCACUGCCAUCAUGGACAUUAAUGCCUUCAUUCGAGAGCUGUCUCUCUUCCCCUCUAGCACUGUUUAUUAGCUUUGUGUGGAAUGAAGCGUGCAAAGGAAUACUUUAAGUGAUAAGUUAAUUGCUCUGACUUAAUAAAAUAACUUUUCCACAUUGAA
Messenger RNA from Hippocampus comes (tiger tail seahorse), 3901 nucleotides. RefSeq names its product nardilysin-like. Bases 528 to 3815 code for a protein of 1095 amino acids. The record is from RefSeq and is a predicted model, not a curated record. Gene Ontology annotation, biological process: proteolysis. Gene Ontology annotation, molecular function: metal ion binding; metalloendopeptidase activity. The transcript has 31 exons. NCBI's taxonomy places the organism in Eukaryota, Metazoa, Chordata, Actinopteri, Syngnathiformes, Syngnathidae.